Molecule: messenger RNA, 1041 nt
Organism: Melospiza melodia melodia
Lineage: Eukaryota; Metazoa; Chordata; Aves; Passeriformes; Passerellidae
Gene: THOC7
Product: THO complex subunit 7
Exons: 8
Coding region: 115-729 (204 amino acids)
Biological process (GO): mRNA export from nucleus; mRNA processing
Cellular component (GO): THO complex part of transcription export complex
Source: RefSeq, a predicted model, not a curated record
GGCCCCAGCAGCCGCCGCCUCCCCCUCCAUGGCCGCCGCUCUCGCCGGCUGCAUUGUGGGAAGCUGACCUCACUCGCUGCUGCCGCCGCCCCGCCGGCUCCGGCACUCGCCGCCAUGGGGGCCGUGACCGACGAUGAAGUUAUCCGCAAGCGGCUGCUGAUCGAUGGCGAUGGAGCUGGCGACGACAGGCGGAUCAAUUUGUUGGUGAAGAGUUUCAUUAAGUGGUGUAAUUCCGGAUCUCAGGAGGAAGGAUACAGCCAGUACCAACGAAUGCUGAGUACUUUAUCACAGUGUGAAUUUUCAAUGGGAAAGACUCUUCUGGUGUAUGACAUGAACCUGAGAGAGAUGGAAAAUUAUGAAAAAAUCUAUAAGGAUAUAGAAAAUAGUAUAGCUGCAGCCCAUGAGAAGAUCUCUGAAUGCAAAAAACAAAUCCUGCAAGCAAAAAGGAUUCGAAAAAAUCGCCAGGAAUAUGAUGCAUUGGCCAAAGUCAUACAGCAUCACCCAGACAGACAUGAAACACUGAAGCAGCUGGAAGCUUUGGGAAAAGAACUGCAAAAUCUUUCUCACAUUAAAGAAAAUGUUGAAGAUAAGUUGGAGCUGAGAAGGAAGCAGUUCCAUGUUCUCCUCAGCACCAUCCAUGAACUUCAGCAAACCCUGGAGAAUGAUGAAAAACUUUCAGAAGCUGAGGAAUCACAAGAAACUCAGAUGGAAGCAGAGGCCAAGCAGUAGAUGUCAUCUGAAGACUGACAAUUACUACUUAAAGUCCAAGUAUCCUCACUUUCUGUUGAAAUCAACAGUAAGAGAGAUGGAGCUGGAAAUAGUUUUCUCCUGCUUCUGUGAAUUUUUAUACAAAAAUACAUGUUUUGCAUAUGUUUCAUGGGAAAAGAGUUGCAGAUGUGUGCAGGCAGGCACUCAGUGUUAAUUCACAAACUUUGUAAUUUGUGAUAAAUAUACUUUGUUUCACAAAGGAUGAAGCUUUUACACCAUACUUGUGAACUGAGGUGUUUGUAAAACUUUGCCAAUAAAAGGUGUUUUCACAGA